This is a messenger RNA of Myotis davidii, 2765 nucleotides long. It is a transcript of the gene WDR91, whose product is annotated as WD repeat domain 91. Gene Ontology annotation, molecular function: protein binding; phosphatidylinositol 3-kinase regulator activity. Gene Ontology annotation, cellular component: extrinsic component of endosome membrane; early endosome membrane; late endosome membrane. NCBI's taxonomy places the organism in Eukaryota, Metazoa, Chordata, Mammalia, Chiroptera, Vespertilionidae. The annotation marks the transcript as partial. The record is from RefSeq and is a predicted model, not a curated record. The transcript is spliced from 15 exons. Gene Ontology annotation, biological process: early endosome to late endosome transport.
CCCUGCCCCCUGAGGCAGGAGCGGCGCUGUGGCCCUCGCUUGACAGAUGAGGAACUGGGCCCUGAGAGGGGAUGUGACUUGCCUGAAGUUGCCGGGCGAGCCCGGAGCCUCGCGGAGGCUGCAGCCCAGGUGCCCUCGCUCCGGGCCAGGGCUCCGUGCUGCACCCCAGCCUUGCAGCAGGUGGACAAGAUUGUGGACCAGUUGCAGCAGUUAAUGCAGGUGUAUGACUUGGCUGCCCUGCGGGAUUAUUGGAGCUACCUGGAGCGGCGACUCUUCAGCCGCUUGGAGGAUAUAUACAGACCCACCAUCAACAAACUGAAAACCAGCCUGUUCCGCUUUUAUCUUGUCUACACAAUUCAGACAAACAGAAAUGACAAGGCUCAGGAGUUCUUUGCAAAGCAGGCCACGGAGCUCCAGAACCAGGCGGAGUGGAAGGAUUGGUUUGUCCUGCCCUUCCUGCCGUCUCCAGACACCAACCCCACCUUUGCUACCUACUUUUCUCGUCAGUGGGCCGACACCUUCAUUGUGUCCCUGCACAACUUCCUGAGCGUCCUGUUUCAGUGCAUGCCGGUGCCUGUGAUCCUGAACUUUGAUGCCGAGUGCCAGAGGACCAGCCAGGUUCAAGAAGAAAAUGAAGUUCUACGCCAGAAGCUUUUUGCAUUGCAAGCCGAAAUCCACCGACUAAAGAAAGAGGAGCAACAGCCAGAAGAAGAAAAGGCCUUGGUCCAACACAAGUUGCCUCCUUAUGUCUCCAACAUGGACCGCCUGGGGGACUCGGAAUUAGCCAUGGUGUGCAGCCAGAGGAACACAUCCCUCUCCCAGUCGCCUCGUGUGGGUUUCCUGUCCUCACUGCUGCCUCAGAGUAAGAAGAGCCCCUCGCGGUUGUCACCUGCCCAGGGCCCACCUCAGGCUCAGAGCUCAGCCAAGAAAGAGUCCAUCAGCAGUCAGUUUAAAGAUCUCUUGGUUGGGCUGAUCAAGCUGUCAAACCUGCAGGUCCCAGGCUUUUCGAGACUUCCUCACUUUCCAGGAUCCCACUAUUGUAGAAAACAACUGCCAGCCCUGGACACUGAUCUUCCUGCCACUCAGCACUGUUUAUGCAGCUGGAUUCCCGUGGCCACCUUUGGAUUCAGAAAACGUGGCCUCUGCUGCCAGUUCUUCCAUUAUGCCUUUUCCCUACUUUGCUUGGCACAGUGUGCAGAGAAGAAACCUGAAGCUUGCGGCCCCGAACCAGAGCCCUGUGCAGAGCUCCACGUGGAGGCGCUGGAGACGCUGACGCGGGCUGCCUCAGCAGGCCCUGAGGGUGGAGGUGUCCGCUCCGAACAGCCGUUCAUUGUGCUGGGGCAGGAGGAGUACGGGGAGCACCACUCCUCCAUCAUGCACUGCAGAGUGGAUUGCUCGGGGAGGAGGGUUGCCAGCUUAGACGUAGACGGGGUCAUCAAAGUGUGGUCCUUCAACCCCAUCAUGCAGACCAAAGCGUCCUCCAUUUCCAAGUCACCACUGCUGUCUUUGGAAUGGGCCACCAAGCGGGACCGGCUGCUCUUGCUGGGCAGUGGUGUGGGGACAGUGCGCCUGUAUGACACGGAAGCCAAGAAGAAUCUCUGUGAAAUCAACAUCAACGAUGACAUGCCCAGAAUCCUGUCUCUCGCGUGCAGCCCCAACGGGGCCUCUUUCGUCUGUUCGGCCGCAGCUCCGAGCCUCGCUUCCCAGGUGGACUUCUCGGCACUGGACAUCGGCAGCAAGGGCACGAACCAUGUUCCUGGCAAGCUGCUGCUGUGGGACACGAAAACCAUGAAGCAGCAGCUCCAGUUCUCCCUGGAUCCGGGGCCCAUUGCUAUCAACUGCACAGCCUUCAAUCACAACGGGAACCUGCUGGUCACAGGGGCGGCGGAUGGUGUCAUCCGGCUGUUUGACAUGCAGCAGCAUGAGUGCGCCAUGAGCUGGAAGGCCCACUGCGGGGAGGUGUGCUCCGUGGAGUUCAGCUAUGACGAGAACACCGUGUACAGCAUCGGCGAGGACGGGAAGUUCAUCCAGUGGAACAUCCACAAGAGUGGCCUGAAGGUGUCCGAGUUCGGGCUCCCCGCCGACGCCACGGGCCCCUUCGUGCUGUCGGGUUACAGCGGCUACAAGCAGGUUCAGGCUCCCCGGGGCCGGCUCUUCGCUUUUGACUCCGAGGGAAAUUACAUGCUGACGUGUUCUGCCACUGGAGGCAUCAUCUACAAGCUGGGCGGGGACGAGAAGGUUCUGGAGAGCUGCUUGAGCCUGGGUGGCCACCGAGCCCCCGUGGUCACCGUGGACUGGAGCACGGCGAUGGACUGCGGGACCUGCCUCACUGCCUCCAUGGAUGGCAAGAUCAAGCUGACCACCCUCCUGGCCCAUAAAGCCUGAGGGCACCCGCCCGAGGAACUUGCACGGAAGCCGUAUCAUCCCCGGGGGAGAGGAGACAGGAGACAGGAAGACGGGAUGCUCCAUUUCCGGCUCCCUGCCAGGGCGGGGAAUCUUCAGGGAAAGGCUCUUUGGGGGCUCGGACGGACGCUGUGCAGCCUGGUGACUGGAGCAGGAGCCACCUGGAGGAGUGGCGCGUGUGCCCCGGAGACCGGCUUGCCGGGCGGGGCCCGAAGCACCCAGACGGCGGGAGAAGGCUCAGGCAUUCAGACACUGCAGGUGAAGCACUGUGAUGGCGGCCCUGUUGGCCAGGAGAGAUGGACAGUAUUUUGUAUACAUUUGCUCAGUUUCUUCUUUUUUUAAAAAAGAAUGCUCUUGGGUUA